Molecule: messenger RNA, 1656 nt
Organism: Andrographis paniculata
Lineage: Eukaryota; Viridiplantae; Streptophyta; Magnoliopsida; Lamiales; Acanthaceae
Product: ubiquitin receptor RAD23d-like
Exons: 13
Coding region: 213-1376 (387 amino acids)
Biological process (GO): nucleotide-excision repair; proteasome-mediated ubiquitin-dependent protein catabolic process
Cellular component (GO): cytosol; nucleoplasm
Molecular function (GO): ubiquitin binding; damaged DNA binding; proteasome binding
Source: RefSeq, a predicted model, not a curated record
GAAAGAUAAACAUUACUUAAAUCCCUCAGUCUGUCCGGACAAAAAUCUAGCUCCAUCCAUCCACCAAAUUCCACUCUCCUUGCCCUUGUCGUGCCCUACACGCUCCGUUUCCACCGCUGCAAUCUUCGCCCGUGCUUGUCACCGCAGGAUUCUCUCGCGCCCGAUCCGAUUUCGCGACCUUGAUUCGGGGAUUAUUCGUCAGUAGAAUCGAGAUGAAGAUAUGCGUGAAGACUCUCAAGGGAACCCACUUCGAAAUCGAAGUGAAGCCGGAAGAUACGGUUGCUGAUGUGAAGAAUGUCAUAGAAAGUACACAAGGAGCCGAUAUCUAUCCUGCUUCACAGUUGAUGCUUAUUCAUCAGGGAAAAGUACUUAAAGAUGGCACAAACCUUGAAGAAAAUAAAAUUGUUGAAAACAGUUUUGUUGUUGUUAUGCUGAGCAAGAAUAAGGGGACAGGUGAGGGCUCAACUACAUCAAGUGCACCUCCUGCAAAGGCGCCAAACACAAGUGCCCCACCUCCGUCACGCCCAGCACCCACAACCCCUCAACCUCCUCCUGCAGUGUCGCCACCUGCACCUUCUCCUGCUGCUCCUCCAGCUGGCGCUAAUGUGUCGGAUGUGUAUGGUCAAGCUGCAUCCAAUUUAGUUGCUGGAAACAACCUUGAAGGAGCAAUCCAGCAGAUUCUUGAUAUGGGUGGAGGAACUUGGGACAGAGACACUGUUGUUCGAGCUCUUCGCGCUGCUUUCAACAAUCCCGAAAGAGCUGUUGAAUAUCUAUAUUCUGGGAUCCCAGAAUCUGCCGAACCUCCACCUACUUCUGGUAGUGCUCCUAGUGUCCCGGCUGCUAAUCCGCCUGCUCAGCCUCAGCCUGCUCCACAACCAGCAGCAGUACCUUCAAGCGGUCCUAAUGCAAAUCCGUUGGACCUUUUUCCUCAGGGCUUUCCAAGUGGUGUGGGCUCAAACACUGGCAGCGGGGGCGGCGGUGGUGGGGCAAACACGCUCGAUUUCCUCCGUAACAGUCCACAGUUCCAAGCGUUGAGAGCAAUGGUGCAGGCCAACCCGCAGAUCUUGCAGCCUAUGUUACAAGAGUUGGGUAAGCAAAACCCUCAAUUAGUGAGGAUGAUUCAGGAACACCAAGAUGAUUUCAUUCGCCUCAUCAACGAGCCUGUUGAAGGCGGGGAAAGCAACAUUCUCGAGCAGCUUGCCGGAGCAAUGCCGCAGUCUAUUUCGGUCACACCCGAGGAGCGGGAAGCCAUCGAAAGACUUGAGGCGAUGGGAUUCGAUCGAGCGCUUGUGUUGGAGGUAUUCUUUGCGUGCAACAAGAACGAAGAACUGGCUGCGAACUACCUCUUGGAUCAUCAGCACGAAUUCGACGACUGAUAAUAGUAAGUAAUCGUUUAAGUGGGACUCUUCUUCUUCUUCUGUGUUUUCUACAUCCAGAGUUUGUUCUCUUCUUCUUUACUGAGACCGGAGUUCUUCUUCCUCUUGGAUGUCUUGUUUACUCAUAUUUGGCUAUAUGAACAACUUGUUUGCAUGACUUGUUGUAACAAUAUAAUCUCUGUCUAUCUAUCUGUAUGGAGAUAAAAUGUAAUUAUCAUGUGGUGUCUGAUGUUGAAUUCAUGUAAAAUUUUAUUUAUGCACUGCACUAUAUGUAUGUAUA